This is a messenger RNA of Rotaria sordida, 270 nucleotides long. NCBI's taxonomy places the organism in Eukaryota, Metazoa, Rotifera, Eurotatoria, Philodinida, Philodinidae. The record is from the annotation of a GenBank genome assembly.
AUGUUUAUAAAUUUGUGUACAUCAGUUGAUAAUGAAAAUGGUGAUACAUUUGUUUUAAAAAAUGAAAUAUUUAAAGAACUUAAACCAGGUUUAUCAUCAUUUGUCAAUGAUAUAUCAAAAGCUGCAGAACAAAUAAAUAAUUUAUUAAAAAUAGCUGAUCAAGAAGUUAGUCGAUUUAAACAUCGAAGUACACCAUUAGUAUUACGUGCAACUGCUGGUUUAAGAUUAUUAAGUGAAACAAAACAAAAACUUUUAUUAGAAGGUGUUUGA